Messenger RNA from Cylicocyclus nassatus, 876 nucleotides. The record is from the annotation of a GenBank genome assembly. Lineage: Eukaryota; Metazoa; Nematoda; Chromadorea; Rhabditida; Strongylidae.
AUGGAAGGCAGUAGUUCACAGCAGCAGGAAAGCUCUGCCUCUCUACUGGGUUCGUUGGACUCUAUCAGCAUUGGUGAAGGAAGCUUCGAUGCAGAUUACUCAAAUGACAGUGUGAGAACUACAUCGCCGGAUUAUAAUUCAACGACGAUGCUUGAUGCAGAUAGAAUGGAUCAGCACACCAACGAGCAAACGGUAUCAGUUGCGAAUUCGAAGCGUCAGGGGGAACGGCCGUAUAGCUUCUUAUCAAAAGCUGAGCGAAAAGCAUACAAAAGAUCCACAGAAACCCAAACUGAGCGUGAUAAACGCCUUUCAACCGAUGCAAAGAAGAAAAGAAUGAGAAAAUCAGUUGAAACUGAAGACGAAAGGGGUAUGCGCCUUGCUAGAGACAGGGCAAGGAAGAGGAGACUGCCGCUUGCUUUUGAGAACCCCAACGAAACUACAGUCAGUCUUCAGUCAGCAGAUAUGAUGAGUUUUCUGCAUCAGUCAGAGGAUAGCGGCAUACUCGGUCAAGAAGUUAUUGCACGAAAUCUAAGUCCUCAAAGAGGAUCAAUGGAAGUGGAAGUCGAAGCCGCUUUGGGAUCGUCAACGCCUGCAUUUGUUUUUACUCCCUUACAAGAAACGAACAACGAGAUUUUACGUGGGAUGGAAACAAUUCUGGCUGACGUAAGUUGGAACAACGUCGAUCCUCAACCAAACCAUAUUUUCGAGGAACAUGGAGAAGAUGGACUGCAAAGCUUACAUGCGCAUGCAGGUCCUUCGAUAACGCAGGACAACACGGAGCAAGGUGAAAGUUCGCAGUUUCUCUCACUCAGCCCAACUAGAAUUCCUUCUGUUGUUCAGGUACGAGAGGUGGUAGUGUUCCCUUUGCUUAAAUGA